Molecule: messenger RNA, 2842 nt
Organism: Scylla paramamosain (green mud crab)
Lineage: Eukaryota; Metazoa; Arthropoda; Malacostraca; Decapoda; Portunidae
Gene: E(z)
Product: histone-lysine N-methyltransferase E(z)-like
Exons: 16
Coding region: 247-2682 (811 amino acids)
Biological process (GO): heterochromatin formation
Cellular component (GO): nucleus; ESC/E(Z) complex
Molecular function (GO): protein binding; histone H3K27 methyltransferase activity; chromatin binding
Source: RefSeq, a predicted model, not a curated record
AACACAGCAGCUCAGCGCGGAGAGGUGAUGGGAAUGCAGGGGCCUGUGCGCGGCGGUCUUUUCCUUUAUUACCUGUGACUGUUUGUUAUAUUCAUAUUCCCGCCAGUUAACGCACACCACACGUAGAAAAGUUGCAGCACCUCAGACUAGUGGCACAUGUGGUAGUGUGGAGGCUGUGGUGGGCAGUGUGGUGGCGUGUGGUGGCCUGGUGGUGGUGCGUGGUGCUGCGGAGCCCGGGCCAGCGCCAUGGUGGGGAUGCGGGGCAAGGUGUUAGCGGAGUGGAAGAAGAGGGUCAAGUCAGAGUACACGCGGCUCAGGUCCUUGAAGAGGUUCAAACGUGCGGACGAGAUCAAGGCGGCGUGGAACGACAACCGCAGCAAGCUGAACGAGUUGUUAGAGCAAGAGGACCAAACAGUUAUAGGUAUGGGUCCAGUUUGGGUUUGUUCAGUGGAGGCUCCAGCCCACCAAGCUGUUAUGAGGCGAACACAUGUCACUUCUUCAUGUGGUGAACCCCUGUCAAUACCCAUCAAGACCAUCAAUGCUGUGAAUCCCAUUCCAACCAUGUACACCUGGGCACCUUUGCAACAAAAUUUUAUGGUUGAGGAUGAAACAGUUCUUCACAAUAUCCCAUACAUGGGAGAUGAAGUGUUAGAUCAAGAUGGCAAAUUUAUUGAAGAGCUCAUCCGUAAUUAUGAUGGGAAGGUUCAUGGAGACAGGGAGACUGGCUUCAUUGAUGAUGAAAUAUUUGUUGAGCUGGUGGAUACUUUAGUUCAACAGUACCAGAUGAAAGAAGUUGCCAAAGAUAAAACUGAAAAGAGAAUAGUCGUAAGAAAAGAACCAAAGACCAAAGACAAGGAAGAUGAAGAUGAAGAGGAUGAAGAAGAGGAGCAAGAAGAAGAAGAAGAUGAUGAAGAGGACAGCAUUGCUAACAGAGAGGAUGAUUAUUGGGAAGGCUCAAGCAAUUCAGGAUCAAAAGAUUUUCCAUGCUUUGCCAUAUUCCAGGCCGUGUCAGCUCUUUUUCCUGACAAGGGUUCUGCAGAUGAACUCAAAGAAAAAUACAUAGAGUUGACAGAUCCUACUGCCUUGCCUCCUGAGUGUACUCCCAACAUUGAUGGCCCUAACGCUGAGAGUGUUCCUCAAGAGCAGACGAUGCAUUCUUUUCACACACUUUUCUGCAGACGAUGCUUCAAGUAUGACUGCUUUCUGCACCCCACCAAGGGAAGCACAGACGCCCCAGGGCUAGCCACAUCCCAUCCCCGACCUCAUGGUGGCAAACGGAAGAGUCCGGAGCUGAGGCCACUUUCUGAACCCUGUUCCCCCUACUGUUAUUUACACUUGCCAGAUGCUAAGGAAAAGAUGGCAUUUGCUGCCUCAUCUUUAUCAUCCGAAAAAUUGAGGGAUGAAAAUGAAUCUUCCAAUGAAGGUAAACCACGGAAGAUUCGCAAACAUGCUUCCGUUGACUCAGGGAAUGAAGCCAGCUCGGAGGAUAGCAAUGACAGCAUGCGGAUGAACAGUCGGAAGUUGGAGAAGACACUGCCAUGUGUUGAUUUUGACUGUAAAACCUCAGUACUUGUAAAUGGCAAUGGCACCUUAGGAAGUGUACAUAAUAAACGCUUACUAGGUGGAGAUGGUGACAUUGUACGCACAAACAACAAGUAUGUCUAUACCAAGCCUGUAAGUCCUGAUAGCUUAGUGGAAAAAUUAAUGGACACAACUGAUCCCUGCAACUUAGGAACGUGGCUAGGCUCCGAAGCCUCCAUGUUCAGAGUCCUACACAAGGUGUUUCUCAAUAAUUAUUGUGCCAUUGCUCAAGCAAUUCUCACCAAAACAUGUCAGCAGGUAUACUACUUUGCACAAAAAGAAGCAACAGACCUUCCAGCAGAUGCCAGUAUCAAGGACAACACACCACCGAGGAAAAAGAAGAAAAAACAUCGUCUCUGGUCCAUGCAUUGUAGAAAAAUUCAGCUGAAGAAAGAUUCUUCAAGCAAUCAUGUAUACAACUAUUCCCCUUGUGACCAUCCAAACCAGCCCUGUGACCAAAAUUGUGCUUGUGUUAUGACACAGAACUUCUGUGAAAAAUUUUGUAACUGCAGCCCAGAUUGUCAGAAUCGGUUCCCUGGAUGUAGAUGCAAGGCAUCCUGUAAUACUAAGCAGUGUCCAUGUUUUCUGGCUGUGCGGGAGUGUGAUCCUGACCUCUGUGUUACCUGUGGAGCCCAUGAAUUCUCUAUUAACAAAAUUACCUGCAAGAAUGUUUCAGUUCAGAGAGGAUUACAUAAACACCUCCUUAUGGCUCCAUCUGAUGUAGCAGGCUGGGGUAUUUAUCUCAAGGGUUCUGCUCAGAAGAAUGAAUUCAUAUCAGAGUACUGUGGUGAAAUAAUCUCCCAAGAUGAAGCUGAUCGUCGUGGGAAAGUGUACGACAAGUACAUGUGCUCCUUUUUGUUCAACCUCAAUAAUGAUUUUGUUGUGGAUGCAACUCGAAAAGGAAACAAAAUUCGGUUUGCUAACCAUUCAAUUAACCCUAACUGCUAUGCCAAAGUUAUGAUGGUGAAUGGUGACCAUCGUAUAGGAAUAUUUGCCAAGAGACACAUUCAGUCAGGAGAGGAACUCUUCUUUGAUUACAGAUAUGGACCAACAGAACAAUUGAAAUUUGUUGGCAUUGAAAGAGAAAUGGAGUUUCUUUAAGAGAUGCCAUCAUGUAGUUGAACAAUUACAUUUUUUACAAUCCAUGUUUUGUAUUGAUCUUCUGUCAUCUUGAAUUAUGUGCCCAUGUGGUGCACAUUUUAGAAACUAUUAAAUGCAACAGUUGUUCAAGUUGAAUGUUCAAUAAAACUUUAAAAAUCUA